This is a messenger RNA of Klebsormidium nitens, 941 nucleotides long. Lineage: Eukaryota; Viridiplantae; Streptophyta; Klebsormidiophyceae; Klebsormidiales; Klebsormidiaceae. The record is from the annotation of a GenBank genome assembly.
AUGAGGUGCAAAGGGAGGGGAGGGAGAAGAGGGCGAAGGUGGUCCAGGGGAAAGGGGCUUCAGAAAGUUGUGCCGGAGGACUGGCCGAGACAGCAGCUUGGGGGCAGGGUUAAAGUCAGAGGGGAAGUGGGAGGCUACUGGGGGGACUGUGGGCUGGGCGCUGGUGGAUGGAAGGGGGAACCGCCGGGUGUUGCGACUUUUGUGAAGUCGGAGUCGAAAGUUGGGGCUGGGGCGGACGGAACAGAGGGGGCGGACGAGGGCUUUGAAAUUUAUAGGUCUGCUGUGAGUUUAGACGCGGAGGUGAUCGACGGAGCCAAAGAACGGAAGAUGAACGUUGGGGAGAUUGAUUUUUUCGUCAUGAUGGUUUCAAACGAGGCGGGGUUGGUAUGCAGGGACUUCGUGUUUUGACCGACAGAGCAAACAGAUGUGAAUCUUCGCUUGUGCUAGAAGGAAGAAGGAAAUAAUUGGCAAUCAAGUGGCAUGUGGGUCCAAAGGGAAGACGCAUCCUUAUUGGAAUGUCAAGAUCUGGUUAUGUCUUGGAUUCGGUUGAUCUCUGACUAUACGGAAGGCACUGAUUCAGAAUGCCAGCGACAUCCAACCACAGACUUUCGUUUAGGGCUUAGCUAGGCAGCCAGCGCAGGGUGUUACCUUAGUAUAGACUUUAGUUUAUAUCCUGUACCGUAGCGCAUGCCCGCCGAAGUGCGGCGUCAUUGAGAAGGGAAUUUGAAAUCCUUUUAGAAGAGGGUGGCGAUCAUCUGUAGUUACAUACAACAGACCGCCAUAGUUGCUUACAUACCUACAUUAGCAGGCUAAUAAAUGAUCUAGAGAUACUAGUCAGAAUAAUCACUUGGAUGCUGAGAGUGGAAGUUCUUCAACGUGGUUUAUGCAGGAGACUCUAGCUAACUGUAGGACAUUUCAAGAUUGCUUUGGAGCUAAUCAUU